CCAACAGGCGGCGUAGCAAGCUCGGUGCUCCUUCUGGCCGGGAAGGCGCGCGAACGGGCGGGUGGCCUCUGCCUCAACCCGGUUAUGCCCCCUGCUCGAUGCGACUCUCGCUUUCAUAAGGAAGGCCGCGAAACAUCGCUCUGUCGCGGUUUGCCCGGCGGGAAGCUGGCCACGGAAGCGCCUUACUUUGCUUCGUCAUGGAGCGACUGUCAUUACAGCCGGGAGCCGCCGCAGCCAUAGACGAGUACCUGGAGUACAGGAGAAUUGUAGGUGAAGAUGAUGGAGGGAAACUCUUCACCCCUGAAGAAUAUGAAGAAUACAAGAAAAAAGUGUUACCAAUACGGUUGCAAAACAGAUUAUAUGUGAGCUGGAGGUCACCAACUGGGAUGGACUGUAAACUUGUGGGCCCAGAAACUCCAUGUUUUUGUACUCAUAGGUAUAAACAACAUAAGACAGACUUUGAAGUGAUUCCAAAAGAACGUCCUAUUUAUGUACCUUGUCGAGUGAGCCGAUGCCCUUGCAGAUCUUAUCACUUUGUCCCUCUUAAUGGUACUCAACCCAUCCGUUGUAGAUGUAAGCACUUUGCUGAUCAACAUAGUGCUGCACCUGGUUUUCCAUGUACCACAUGUUCCAAAUGUCCAGGUUUUCACAGUUGCUCUACUUGUGGAUGUGGUCAACCAACAUAUACUCAUGAAACAGUGGUCGAAACUAAAGAAGAGCGCUUAGCCCAAGGAAAACCAGUGGGGCAAGAUGUCCCUUUUGCUGCAAUGGGAGGACUAACUGGCUUUAGUUCCCUAGCAGAAGGCUACAUGAGACUUGAUGACAGUGGGAUAGGGUCACCUUCAGCUCAAUUCCUAGAAUCUCCUGUAGCCAACACAGACCAUCCUUUUUUAAGAGCAUUCCAAGGACAUUCUAGCUCCAUACAAACAAGCUCCCAACUAACAGAUGGCGGUGCUAGUUCAGCAAUGCAAGUUUCCAGUUUAAAAAGGACUGAAGAAGAUGACAUGGCUUACUUUGAAAGGCAAUAUCAGGAAAAGCUGAAAAAAGAGAAGACUGCAAAGAAGGGGAAAGGCCCAGUGCCAUCAAAGAAUUAAUGACAAUAAAUACAAGGGGAUUCUUAUUAGCUGCAUUUAUCAUCAUUUAGUGUUUUCUUUAAUGAUUACAGUAUGUUUGUAUUGUUAUGGAUUCUGCUGUAUUUAAUGCAGAUAAAUUAAAACUGAUAUGUGGCACUA
Molecule: messenger RNA, 1232 nt
Organism: Eublepharis macularius
Lineage: Eukaryota; Metazoa; Chordata; Lepidosauria; Squamata; Eublepharidae
Gene: FAM221A
Product: family with sequence similarity 221 member A
Exons: 7
Coding region: 198-1094 (298 amino acids)
Source: RefSeq, a predicted model, not a curated record